This is a messenger RNA of Gadus morhua (Atlantic cod), 3522 nucleotides long. It is a transcript of the gene sim2, whose product is annotated as SIM bHLH transcription factor 2. The transcript is spliced from 11 exons. Gene Ontology annotation, molecular function: DNA-binding transcription factor activity, RNA polymerase II-specific; protein dimerization activity; RNA polymerase II transcription regulatory region sequence-specific DNA binding. Gene Ontology annotation, biological process: regulation of transcription by RNA polymerase II. Bases 683 to 2788 code for a protein of 701 amino acids. NCBI's taxonomy places the organism in Eukaryota, Metazoa, Chordata, Actinopteri, Gadiformes, Gadidae. The record is from RefSeq and is a predicted model, not a curated record.
UGGGCUCAGCUGUCUGGAGCACCAUUCAGCCUUUAGGAGACCUUCCCCAGUCCAGAGGCUCUUCACGCCCUCCUUACAGCGUCUCUGCUGCUGCUGCUGCUGCUGCCGCUGCCGUUCAGCUGUAGCCUUGACGGGAAUUUUGCUGUUGCACGUCUCUGACAGCUGAACUUACAUCAUUUUAACUUAUACAUCUUCGAAGCUAUUCAAUACUCCGGUGACCGCUGUGCGUCAUGCUCCGGGUCUGAUGCACCUGGACGUCCCGGUUACGCUUCAGGCGGACUUCAUGCCGACAAUAAAGCCCACCCGAAUGCCGAAGAACACGGACCAUCAGUGCAAAAGAAAGGGAUUAGAUCGAUUAGGCAAUUGAUUAGGCGUGAAUGCAGAAACCGGAGCACGUGUUCUCAAAAGGAACUAAUAAAGGAACCAAAUAAGGAACGAAUUAAGGAACGAAUAAAGGAACAAAUAUAGGGACGAAUAAAGACGCAGAGAGUGGUUCCGCUGGUCUUGCUCUCUGUGUAUCAAGCCCCAGGACGCACAUGAUGCUGCCUCACCCGGGGGACUCUGAGUCCGGGGGUUUGGGGGUCUGCCUCCUAUAGGGUCAGAGCCACAUGUACUGGUGAGGCAUUGAAGACCUCCGGUGAAGAAGCACAGAUCCUCUCCAUCACUCGAUCGUCUUCAAGAGAUGAAGGACAAAUCGAAGAACGCCGCGAAGACGCGCCGGGAGAAGGAGAACGGGGAGUUCUACGAGCUGGCCAAGCUGCUCCCCCUGCCCUCCGCCAUCACCUCACAGCUGGACAAGGCUAGCAUCAUCCGCCUCACCACCUCCUACCUGAGGAUGAGAGCCGUGUUCCCCGACGGUCUGGGUGACGCCUGGGGCCAGGCUUCACGAGGGAGCCAUCUGGACAACAUGGCCAAAGAACUGGGCUCCCAUCUCCUGCAGACUCUCGAUGGAUUUGUAUUCGUCGUUGCUCCUGACGGAAAGAUUAUGUACAUCUCUGAAACGGCAUCCGUCCAUCUUGGCCUGUCCCAGGUAGAGCUAACAGGAAACAGUAUUUUCGAGUACAUCCACCCAGCGGACCAUGAUGAGAUGACUGCUGUCCUCAGUGCUCAGAAAGCCCCCCACUGCCACCUCUCCCAAGAGUAUGAGAUUGAGCGGUCUUUCUUCCUGAGGAUGAAGUGUGUGCUGGCGAAGCGCAACGCCGGAUUAACAUGUGGAGGAUUUAAGGUGAUCCACUGCAGCGGGUACCUGAAGCUGCGGCAGUACAUGAGGGAUUUGCCGCUCUACGACGCCUGGUAUCAGAUCGUCGGUCUCGUCGCCGUGGGGAACUCGCUGCCCCCCAGCGGCAUCACGGAGAUCAAGCUCCACAGCAACAUGUUCAUGUUCCGGGCCAGCCUGGACCUCAAGCUCAUCUUCCUAGACUCCAGGGUGGCUGAGUUGACGGGAUACGAGCCCCAGGACCUCAUUGAGAAGACGCUCUACCACCACGUCCACGGCUGUGACGUCUUCCAGCUCCGCUCCGCGCACCACCUCCUGUUGGUAAAGGGCCAGGUGACCACUAAGUACUACCGGCUGCUGUCGAAGCGUGGAGGCUGGGUCUGGGUGCAGAGCUACGCCACCAUCGUCCACAAUAGCCGCUCCUCCAGACCUCACUGCAUCGUCAGUAUCAACUACGUCCUCACUGAUGUUGAAUACCAGGAGCUGCCGCUGUCUCAGGAACAGAACGCGGCCGUCAGGUCCGGCCUUAGCUACAAGAGAAGCCUGGCUUCUCCUCCUCCACCGCAUCACAAACACCUGAAGACCAGAACGCUGAAGGUCAAAACCAGAGUCAAACCCGCCCCGUACCCCACGCCUGCCAAGCUGAGCUGCUCCCCACAGGGGGGGGGUUGGAAAGAGAGCGUGCACGGCGCCACACCUGGCGGGUCCACCACGGCCCACCUGGAGGAGGGAGAGGGGGGUCGCGGGGUCCACCACAGCCUCAACACCCCCCACGAUCCCGAGGCGGCUCCUUACUGGACCGACCCCGAGCCGGCCAGGGCCCACCAGCUGCUGCCGAGCUGCACGGCCCUGCAGCACCGGGACGGCCUGCUUAAGGCAGAGCCCAGCCAUUCGCCGGUCAGGAGAAGGCCCAUCGCGGGCGCCGACACACUCCACCCCUGCGCCAGGGUGACCAAGGGGGGCGGCCGGGCGGCGUUCGGCCCGGAGCACGGCUACAAACCCACGGGGAGGGAGAGUGAGGGCCAGGGGGGGGCAGGCGCUCCACUGCCGUGUCCUCUGUUCGGCAGCUUGGUGCUGAGCAAGGGCAUUAGGGAGCAGCCUCGCCCCUUUCACGCCCAGACCUUCCCCAGGCAACGCCUGCUGGACCAGAGGAGGAGGCUGCCCGCGCCCGAGGCGUCCUCGUCCUGCCAUUACAAAGGAUACCUACACCACCACCACCCCGCCGGGCUCGGCCAGCAGAUCUCCGCCCAGGAGCAGGAGGCCGGGGCGCGGGAGAAGGAGGAGAGGAGGAUGUGGAUAGGAAUGGGCAUGGGCGUGGCCAUGGGCGGACCCGCCCAGCCGCCGUACGUGUCUUUGAACCUUCACCAAGUCUUCAGCAAUCGCAGCAGCGCCGUGAAAGCGCCUCCCUACACCGCGUUGGGCCAUUUUGCAGACGGUUACGGUUGCCACGGUAAUGACGUGGUGUCCUACAGCAAUAAGAGUCUAAGCCCCGCCCUAGGCCCCGCCCAAGGAGGGCAACGCGAGAUUCCACAUUACGUCGGUACAUCUGUGAUCAUCACCAACGAGAGCUGACCGAGGAGGAGCACAGGCGCACGACUCGUUGUCCACGACCGCGUGGAGGACGUCUACUCAAGGGUUCACUUCUUUCAGGCCUUUUGAAUUGUUCAAUUUUUCACGUUCAGACCCUGGUCCUUCUGUAGUGAGGGGGCAUCACAGGUGGGAGACGCUCAGGCCUUCUAGCUGUUACAGUCCAUCAGCAUCCAUGAGGAACACCUUGGGGAUCGAGUCUGAACGGACGGUAUACAGUGUUUUGUAGAACCUUUCAAAUGUGAGAAUACAAUAGUACUAGUAGCAUUAAUAAUGUAAGGAUUUUGAAUUGUAGCAAUAUGUAAGAUACAGUACAUUGUCUUGACCAAAAUAACUGGUUUUAAUCAAAUAGUUCAAGUUAAGAUUUUUUGAAAUAAAAAACUGGUUGGAUACCAAAAAGAAACAUGUUUCUUAGUAAUGCACUUUUCACUUGCAUAUAUUGUAUUUAACAUAUUUUAUUUUACAUUAUUAAUAUGACAUUUGAUGAUACCUUAAAUGGAAAUGGAACCAAACAAGCAUGGAAUUCCCCCUAAAUAAAUUUGACCUGUGAUUUUCCUUAACUUCAUUGUUUUGAUCUAAUGAGAAUUUAAACAGUCUGUUAGACUUGUGUAUAACCCUUUUAUAAAGUGGGAGCUGUAACACUUUUGAAGGAAGAAAAGAUUAUGAUUAUGAGCAAUCCCCUUUAACAACAUUUUGCUACCCGCCCCCGCUCCUUUAGA